AUGCUGACUGCCACGUCGAUGGGUAGCCAAUCUUCAACCCAUGGCGCAGACAAUCCCAACCAGUGCACACAAGACAAUGUGAUCCCCCGACAUCUCAUCCAAAACACCUACAACCAACUUCAUAUCAAGUAUGCACACGAUCUGUACGAGUGGUGGGUUGAAGAGACCGAGCCCAGCAACAAGCAUAUCUCCGAGAGCCUGACAAUCGCCGCAUUCCUCAUCGAGCUCUGGAGAACCAUGUACGGCGCAUGCCCAAGCCUAGAGCAAACUUCAACCCCAGAAAAAGAAGAGCAUAUACAAGCACAGAAUUUCCCCGGAUUCGUUGACCUAGCAUGUGGUAACGGUGUGCUCGUCUACGUGUUGCUCGUGGAAGGCUACGCAGGCUGCGGAUUUGAUGCCCGGCGGCGGAAAUCAUGGACGCUUUUCCCGGACUGGGUGCAGGAAAGGCUACAGGAAGCGGUUUUUGUGCCCCAUCCGUUCAUGGAAGUUUUCAGAGCUUCGCCUCUUUCACGGGAAAUCGGGACGGAUGUCCAUCCUGGAGACUUUUCAAAGGAUACGUUUCUUAUAUCCAGCCACGCGGACGAACUCACUGUGUGGACGCCGCUUAUGGCUGCCUUGGCGUGUCCUAUGUCACCGCUGCCGUUUCUGGUUAUCCCAUGCUGUUCACAUGCCCUUUCUGGAUCUCGGUAUCGGUAUCCCCCGCCGAAGCGAGAAUCUCAAACCGCGAAGAAUGGAAAGAGUGGUUCGGUGGAAGCGAAUGAAUUCUUACCUCGGUUGUUGGGGCAGGACUCGCAGCCCGCUGCGGGGGAUCUCAGGGCGCUUCGGGCUGAUAAAACCGUUGAGAAGACUAUGGACGGGAUGCCGAGCUCGAUGUACGGUUCUUUGACCGCGAAGACGAUGAGCGUUGCCGAGGAGAUCGGGUAUGCCGUUGAACAGAAUCUGUUGCCAAUUCCAAGUACACGGAAUAUGGGUAUUGCGGCAAAUCGCCAGCAGGUCACACGACAAUGGAGAGAAAGGACCCAGCAAACAAAUAUGGAAAAGAGUGCGUAUACCGGAGUGGAUGCUGUCGUGCAAGCAGUCAACGCUGUGGUUGAGCGAGAAUGCUCCCAGGACGGGGGUGUCGAAGCUGCUGCUAAGAUUUGGAUUGAGCACACCAGAGGCCUCCUUCAGGACCAAGGGAUGGCAAACCGAGCUCAUUAA
Messenger RNA from Penicillium alfredii, 1200 nucleotides. It is a transcript of the gene trm44, whose product is annotated as tRNA (uracil) methyltransferase. The transcript has a single exon. Lineage: Eukaryota; Fungi; Ascomycota; Eurotiomycetes; Eurotiales; Aspergillaceae. Gene Ontology annotation, molecular function: tRNA (uridine) methyltransferase activity. The coding region runs from base 1 to 1200 and encodes 399 amino acids. The record is from RefSeq and is a predicted model, not a curated record. Gene Ontology annotation, biological process: tRNA methylation.